This is a messenger RNA of Gambusia affinis (western mosquitofish), 4091 nucleotides long. RefSeq names its product potassium channel tetramerization domain containing 3 (gene kctd3). Gene Ontology annotation, molecular function: protein binding. Gene Ontology annotation, biological process: protein homooligomerization. The record is from RefSeq and is a predicted model, not a curated record. Lineage: Eukaryota; Metazoa; Chordata; Actinopteri; Cyprinodontiformes; Poeciliidae. Bases 1131 to 3641 code for a protein of 836 amino acids. The transcript has 19 exons.
UUUCUAUGUGCCACGUCUAAUGAAAGUCUAAAACGACAGGAACGGACUUGUUUUGGAAUUUUUUCGUCUAUUUAAACGUAUUUAUUUAUUUAACAUGUGCGACUAAUAACACAAAUUUUCUACAAUUCUACAAUUUUGUAAAAUAAAAUUGUAGAAGACUGUAGAAAACCAUCGUACCAAGACAUUUUGUUCUGCGAUUAUGAGUGCGAGAUUGAACUUAUAAAAUACUGCAACGUUUCAGCAAAAAGAAAAAGAGGAAUAAAUAUGUAUUCGGGUAUCUGAAUUUGUAUUUUGUGUCGUUUAUGGUAAAUUAGUAAUUCACAUGAUGCAGCGGGCUGCCAACAAGAAAGUUACCAACAAUAAUAAAUAAACAUACGGUAAUGUACGUGUUUGACAGGACAGAUACUCGCUUAUAAUUAAAUGAGUAAAAAUACUAAUGAUAAUUAUAGAAAGGGCAGCACAGGGAUAGACUAAUAAUAUUUUUUUUGCUCCAAAGAUUUUACGCGUGUGUAGAAAUAAAGAUGGACCUCCCCCAGACCUCUAACAGGAAUAGUGCAUUCAGAGUAUUUGGUUUCCGAGAUUCCUGAGAUUUAUCUGAUGUUCUUUGUAAGUCCCCUCAUGUAUUUUUCAGUAUACACAUACGCCACUGUAAUACUUUGACUCACUGAAAUAAAUACAAAAUUUACAGGAAGAGAUUUACUGCCAGUCAACGUACCACUAUCAAUGUUUGGUGUAUAAACGAAAGAGCAAGGUAUUGGAGGGGAACUAUCUUGCAACAUUACAGACGCGCGCCCCAGCUGUUUCACGUUGCUAAAAUUCUGCGCAGGCUGCUCUCCAAUGAUUUCCACACAGGACAGUGAUGCAAACAAGCUCGCUGGAUAAUAAGGGGAUCCUCAUGCGGUUGUUUUGGUUAUAAAAUACCCCUGACCUUCUGCGUCCACGAUGCGGCUACCGUAGCCUGCAUGGGCUGUGUGUAGCGGAUAUUUAACGGAUGGUGGUCCCAGGGAAAGGCUGUGAGGCUGGGAAGUCCGGGCAUCAGCUGAGCCGAUAGAGGAGUGUUAGCAAGCUAGCCUUUGUGAUCAGCUCAGUGACAUUUUCGUGAAAACACUACCUGGUUCGGCUCAGUCACCAUGGCCACGAACGGUAACAGUUCGACGCCUGGGAUGGGAGAGAUCAUCCAGCUAAAUGUCGGGGGGACAAGGUUCAGCACAUCCAGGCAGACUCUGACGUGGAUCCCAGACUCUUUCUUCUCAAGUUUACUGAGUGGGAGGAUUUCCACUCUGCGGGAUGAAACUGGAGCUAUAUUUAUUGACAGAGACCCUACAGCCUUUGCACCAAUUCUCAACUUUCUCCGAACCAAAGAACUGGACUUGCGAGGCGUCAACAUCAGCGUCCUGCGCCACGAAGCAGAGUUUUAUGGAAUCACUCCUUUAGUGCGACGCCUGCUGUUGUGUGAGGAACUGGACCGCUCAUCAUGUGGCAGCGUUCUGUUCCAUGGUUACCUUCCUCCCCCAGUUGUCCCGGCUCGUAAGUCGGCGCCCGCAGCGUCUGAUGAGCGACCGGGCCCGAGCGGAGCGGAGGGCUUCACCCGUGGGGUUCCCCUUCCUCAUCCUUCUUUGUCUGAAACAGAUGACCCAGAGAAACUGGAUUCAAUGGUUGACCCCAGGAAAGUGCUGAUUAUAGCAGGACACCAUAACUGGAUCGUUGCAGCUUAUGCACACUUUGUCAUCUGCUACAGGAUAAAGGAAUCGACUGGAUGGCAGCAGGUGUUUUCCUCUCCCUACCUUGACUGGACCAUUGAACGUAUAGCACUUAACGCUAAAGUGGUGGGUGGUCCACAUGGAGACAAGGACAAGAUGGUGGCCGCCGCCUCAGAAAGCAAGAUUAUCCUCUGGAGUAUCCAAGAUGGAGGCAGCGGAAAUGAAAUUGGUAUAUUCAGCCUCGGCGUUCCUGUUGAUGACCUCUUCUUCAUUGGCAACCAGCUGGUGGCGACAAGCCACACAGGAAAGGUUGGAGUGUGGAAUGCCGUCACUCAACACUGGCAGGUUCAGGAUGUAGUUCCCAUCACCAGCUGUGACACGGCCGGGUCCUUCCUGCUGCUGGGCUGCACCAACGGCUCCAUCUACUAUAUAGACAUGCAGAAGUUUCCUCUGAGGAUGAAGGACAACGAUCUCUUAGUAACUGAGCUUUAUCACGACCCUUCAAACGAUGCCAUUACUGCACUGUCUGUGUACCUCACCCCUAAAACCAGUGUGAGUGGGAACUGGAUAGAGAUCGCCUACGGGACGAGCAGCGGAGCAGUGAGGGUGAUCGUGCAGCACCCAGAGACAGUAGGAUCGGGUCCUCAGCUGUUUCAGACGUUCACUGUGCACAGAAGCCCAGUGACGAAGAUUAUGUUAUCUGAGAAACAUCUGGUGUCAGUGUGUGCGGAUAACAACCACGUUCGGACGUGGACGGUGACGCGGUUCAGAGGGAUGAUCUCCACUCAGCCAGGCUCCACACCUCUGGCUUCCUUUAAGAUCCUGUCCCUGGAAGAGACGGAGAGUCAUGGAAGCUACUGCUCUGGAAAUGAUAUAGGCCCAUUUGGAGAGAGAGAUGAUCAACAAGUUUUCAUCCAGAAAGUCAUCCCCAUCACCAACAAACUGUUUGUUAGGCUCUCCUCAACUGGAAAAAGGAUCUGUGAGGUGCAGUCGGUGGAUGGAACCACUAUCACUUCCUUCAUGGUUCGGGAGUGCGAGGGUUCCAGCCGGAUGGGGUCCCGACCGCGCCGCUAUUUGUUCACCGGUCACGGAAACGGCAGUAUUCAAAUGUGGGACCUCACCACUGCGAUGGACACAGCCAACAAAGGAGAAGAGAAGAAGAAAGACGAUGUGGGUGGGCCAACAGAGGAGGAGCUGCUUCAGCUGCUGGACCAGUGUGACCUGAGUACCUCCCGCUGUGCCACCCCAAGCAUAAGCCCCGCCCCCUCCGUGUUGCACCACACACGCCUCAGAGAGUCUAUUUCAAGUUUGCAGCUGCAGGCCCAGGAAUCUAUUCCUGAGAGCCAGGUCACCUACGGAGCCGUGCGGCCCUACAGAGAGAGCCCCCUGCUGGCCCGUGCACGGCGAACCGAAUCCUUCAACAGCUACAGAGACUUCCAGAACUUUAGCCUGAGUCAGACGUCCAACCCUGGACCCAGUCAGAUCCCAGACGCCCGGCGCUCGCUUUGUAACUUUGGGCCUGAGGACAGUGAGAGGAGCGCCUCCGUCAUGGAGCUCUGGGCUUCCCGCAACGCCGGAAACAUCUCAGCGAGUAAACCAGAAGUCAGUCAAGAAUCAACACAGCAACCUCCAGACAGCCCAGUUCCAGGGGCGGACGUGAGGCGAAAGGUGUACACUCAGCCAGAAGAAGGGGAUGCUGUUGUGUCUGGAGGAGAAGGGGCGAAGGGUGACGGCGCUGUAAGGAAGAGGGGCGUACUGGAGGGGGGCUUUCUGGGGCGGAAGAGGGCUCCUCCAAUUCCACAUCUCUCCUCUGGAUCUGAAGGUGGGGGCAGUGACUCAUCUGCAAACGCCUCGCCCUCGCCAACCAAACUGUCGUCCUCCACUUCGCCGCGACACAGGAAGCCGCCAGCUGAGCCGUCCGGUCAUGACAGCAGCCUGUGACAUGAGUAAGGCUAGCCUGUCAGCGCUAAAUAUGAAGGCAAAGGAAGAACAUACAAUCAGCUGCAGCAAAAGUCACUUUUUUCUUACCUACAGGUGUGGCUCAUGAAGAAGCUGUAAGUCUCCAACACUAUCAGUGUAUCAUCUGUGAGAUGUAGUUGAACUUUCUUCUGUCUCGGUACGUUUUCAGUCUGUUUUAAGAAGAUUUCAGGAUUCUGUUUUCUCUUCCUGUGAGGUUGCUGCACUAAAAUCAACUUCAGGAGCAAAACUAAAGCACAAGGUCUCAGAUUAGGUCAAUCACCGGACGAGUAAAGCUAGUAAAACAGAAAUAAGCCAAAUAUUAGUAAGCAUGUGUUGGAAUGACACGGAUGGUUACAAAAUCAAAUUGCCUAAAAUUUACAAAUUUGCCUUUAAAAUAUUGAUGUACAUUCGCAAAAUAAAAGUAAAAAAAUA